Aspergillus pseudotamarii is the source of this 3213-nucleotide messenger RNA. Its product is annotated as CAP-Gly domain containing linker protein BIK1. Gene Ontology annotation, biological process: ribosome biogenesis; endonucleolytic cleavage of tricistronic rRNA transcript (SSU-rRNA, 5.8S rRNA, LSU-rRNA). The coding region runs from base 1 to 3213 and encodes 1070 amino acids. The transcript has 5 exons. Gene Ontology annotation, molecular function: RNA endonuclease activity. The record is from RefSeq and is a predicted model, not a curated record. Lineage: Eukaryota; Fungi; Ascomycota; Eurotiomycetes; Eurotiales; Aspergillaceae. Gene Ontology annotation, cellular component: nucleolus.
AUGGCGCCCCUCGACGACAUCCAGGUCGGUGACCUGGUAAACGUUCCCGGGGGUAUGUAUGGUACUAUAAAGUAUUUGGGAGGGGUGGCUGGCAAACCAGGGAAAUUUGCUGGCAUUGAACUGGCAGCUGAGCAUGCCAGACGAGGGAAGAACAGUGGAGACGUGGAAGGGAAGAAAUACUUCACAACCUCCACCCCCGGCUCGGGCAUCUUCGUCCCCAUGAACAACAAUAAGUACGUCACGAAACGUCUGUCAGCUCCUAGCAUUCCUAGUGUCAACCCUCCGACUCCCUCCCGACCCGUCAACUUCAGCAAAUCCGUCGGCCCGGGCCUGAGCCCCGCGGUUCGAACCCCCCGUCCUGUGAGGCGACCUUCACUUCCUCGAGCUGAAUCCCCACGUGGCCCACCGCCCUCGAAACUGAGUCUCACUGGAUUACGCACUCCGUCGGGGGCGUCCAGAAGUUCGAAUGGCCAUCCACGGAGUCCAGUCAAGGCACCGUCCCGCACUUCGACCAGCCGGCCGCCCUCUCGCCUGAGUGUAGACGAUGACGCUCAAUCUACGAGGUCCUCGGAUGUUCAGCGGAAGGCGAUGGCUGCGGAGGUGCAGGAGCUGACGGACCAAGUUAGGAGUCUGGAGAAGCAGCUCCUGGACCGCGACAAACAGUUGGAUGAACAGGCAAACGCGUUAUCCGAAUUCCAGAGAAUGCUGGAGGAGUUUGAGGGGUCUGAUUCUCUUUCCAUUCGUGCUCAGUUGCGCGAUAAGAAUGAGAGGAUUGCUCAGCUGACGACGGAGUUCGACCUCCAUCGGGCCGACUUCAGGAGCACUUUGGAUACCUUGGAAGUGGCUGCAGCCGAAACCGAGCGGGUAUAUGAACAGCGCCUAGAUGAACUGAUGCAGCAAAACAAAGAGCUGCAGGAUCGGGGAGAAGAUGUUGAAGCCGUUGCAAGGCAACUUAAGCAGCUGGAAGAGUUGGUCUCAGAAUUGGAGGAGGGUCUGGAAGACGCGCGCCGUGGGGAAGCUGAGGCGCGAGCAGAAGUCGAAUUCCUAAGGGGCGAGGUCGAACGAACGAAGCUCGAGUUGAAGAAGGAGCGUGAAAGCUCUUCUCAUGUGGUCGGGGAUGGGCAACAGCAUUCAAGAGAGCUUGACCAGAAAGAUGAUGAGAUCCGCGGUCUGAAGGCCAUUAUCCAUUCUUUAAGUCGGGGUGAUCCCGAUUUGCAUGCACUUGAGCAGAAUGAGCUUGGGGGACCUCAAACGGAGUAUGAUUCAGAGCAUGUAGCCCACUUGGAACGGCGGGUCGAAGAAUUCGAACGCAUGACGGAACGGAAGACUUUCCGUAUUGAAGAACUUGAGCAUGAGCUUCAGCAGUUACAAAUCAAUGGUGACAACUAUCCUCGCAAUCCCACCACCAAUGGUUCACACACCUACCAUAAAUCUUCAAGCUCCGUUGGAAAGACCGGCGGUGAGCAUACCGUCAACCAUGCUCAUCGGUUAUCUGACCGCACUGUGGUCCCAGGUGACUGGCAUGAUCAACCACAGCAUGAUGAACAAUAUCAGGCUUAUCCUGGACGACUCCGUAGCACUUCGGGAUCUUCUCAUCAGCGCCUGGAGACUAUGCAUGAAUCUGAUGCCCGAUCUGAUGACGGUGCUUCCUUGUGGUGUGAGAUAUGCGAAACCGGUGGUCACGAUAUUCUGAGUUGCACCAAUAUGUUUGGCGCCGAGCAAAAGAACAAGAGCAACACCGAUACCAAGGAGCCCUCUCAAGAGGACUCAGCUGAUGAAAAGUUCACACCAGAGACAUCGCCUGCUCCCGAGUCGGCACAAUCCAAUCAUGAGGACAGCACGGCCCCUCAGAAAACCGGCCGCGAUGUCGUUUUGGAAGGGUUGAAAGGAGUUGCGACGACAUCUUCCUUGGCUCCUGUGGCAGGCAAGGCAAGCGGAGCCGUUGACGAGUCGAAGUGGUCCGUACACACAAAACGCUUCUCCCACACAAUCUCUCCACAGUUCUUACAGUACCACCGCAGAAUAUCAACCGCACCUUCAGCUCUAGGUUGUUCCAUCACAACACCCACGGUAUCCUUGAACCGCACCGGACAUCAUGUAAUCAUGGCAACCUCACAACCCCCUCUCCGCUUUACCGGGCAUAAAAACUUUGUGUAUCGCUUAGUUUUUGCAACCUUGACUGGCCGUACGGUGCAUAUCUCUCAGAUCCGCCCUUCGUCUCCUACCAACCCGGGUCUUGCUCCGCAUGAAAUUUCCUUCCUUCGUCUUCUCGAGGCUGUCACCAAUGGCUCCCAACUUGAAAUCUCCUAUACAGGAACAAUUGUGGUCUACAAACCUGGUCUGAUUACUGGAAGUGGUGCAGGUGCAGCUCCUGUAAAGGUCCUCUUUACUGGCCCUGGUGUGAUCACUUCAUCUACGCCAACAGGUGAUAUGUCCGUGGACAGCGUGCGAACCGCGAUUUUGCCGCUCUACAAUCAAUUCGGAAUAUUCAACAACGUCGAACUCCGCAUCCUACGAAGAUCUAACCCUGGACAUAAUGGCAGAGGAGGUGGCGGAGAAGUUCAGCUGGUUUUCGGCCACCAAGUGCGUCUCCCGAAAACUCUUCAUAUGAUGAACCCGGGUAGAAUAAAGAAGAUUCGUGGUGUGGCGUAUGCCGUCGGUGUCUCAGCGUCCAACAACGCACGAAUGAUCGAAACCGCUCGUGGGGUUCUCAACCCGCUUGUGCCGGAUACUUACGUUUUUUCUGAUGUCUCCUCCGCCCCGCUGGUCCCUGCCCCGGAGAAGAGCAAUCCUUCGGCUAAGAAGAAGAUCGGCCUUGGAUUUGGUUUGUCGCUGGUCGCAGAGUCCUCGACGGGUUGCCUCUUUUCUGCGGAUGUGGCAUCCCCACCUUCAGGUGGCCAGGCUCCUGAGGAUAUUGGAAAGCAGUGCGCUUAUCAGCUGCUUGAAACCAUCUCGAAAGGCGGUUGUGUUGCUCCCGCAGCAGCGACGACCAUGCUGGGUCUUAUGACAAUGGGCUCAGAGGAUGUUGGCCGGCUUCAACUUGGCCGUGAUGUGAUUGCCGACGAAGGUGUAAUCCAGCUGGCGAGAGACUUAGCGAAAUUUGGCGCACCUGGUUGGGGUCUUAGAGAUGCUCCUGGAGAAAAUGAGCGUGGUGACGUCGUUGUCAGCGUGGUUGGAAGGGGUAUCGGAAAUGUUGGACGAAAGGUUGCUUGA